This is a messenger RNA of Polychytrium aggregatum, 1456 nucleotides long. RefSeq lists its product as uncharacterized. The transcript has 2 exons. The record is from RefSeq and is a predicted model, not a curated record. NCBI's taxonomy places the organism in Eukaryota, Fungi, Chytridiomycota, Chytridiomycetes, Polychytriales. Bases 119 to 1276 code for a protein of 385 amino acids.
ACGGCCACUGGUCUGUCGUUUGUGAUGCAGCAUUGGCUCUGGCUCCACGGCAAGCAGUGAGGGUCCAAGUCCGAUCAAGCCCCGAGGCGCAUCUCCGUCGAAUCAGCGAAGCAGCCGGAUGUCGGUGUUUACCCAGGGCAUCAAGUCAGCCUUGACCAAGAUGGGCCACCGACGCAGCCGCUCGAGCCGUUCGGAUGCCACUUCAGCUGCUGACCAUGCUGAGCGUGAGACCGCCGUGCACGACAUUGACAACUACCCCGACGAAGAACACUCGGUCGAGCAAAGCCCUGCUGUCUCUGCUUCGUCCUCGCCUCAGCCACACGCAAGAGAAUAUGGCCGCCGCGGCAACGACGACGACAGCGACAACGAUGGCGACGAUAACAACGAUAACUGUGGCGGUCGCGAUCGAUCGUCGCCGCCUCCCCAGCGACUCGCACCUCGAGACACUUACGGCAACAGCCGAGCCGAGUCGGACUCGUUGCGCCCGUCAUCCGCCCGCGGACUUCCUCUGGGACUGCGAGACUUCCAACAGCACAGCACUAACACCAUCACCGAGGUCUCGGAGGAAACCACAGACUCGGCGAGCUGGCCGCGCCAGCCAAAGUCGAUGUUCUCCGGUGCAAGCAAGUCACGGCAACCCGCGGCGUCGACCAACGGCAGCACCACACCACAGCCAACCCCUGGUCGGGGCACCAGUGCCAGUAUUGUCAAAGGCGCACCACAAACCAAUGUCGUCCAAGUGGCCCCAGGCAAUACCCGGCCGGCCUCGCGUGGCGGGAGAAGCACACAGGGCACCGGCGACGACAUGAACUCGUUUGACGUCACCGAGCUAAGCGAGAUCAGCGCCAGCCUCGAAAUUACUUCCUUCAGCGACAUGGAAAAUGCCGACCUCGUCCAAAAGUUCAAGGCCAAUGUCCAGCCUCCCAGCAGCGAUGAGGAUGCGACCGCUCGAGAUCGGGGCGGUCGCGGUGGAACGGCACCUGGGGGCUCUGGUGGAAACGGAUGGACAGACCGAUCGCCCGGUCCAGAGCGAAAGGCCUCGUCAGCACCAGCACCGGCCGUCAGCCGCCCGGCUGUGAUCAGAGUGGCGGCGAAUCAGUCCGACGACGAAUCGCCGUGGGAUGACGAUGAGGAACCUACCCGCAGCCAGCGACAGCCAGAGCGCGAAGCCGACAGCAAACCACGAGGAUCCACAACAGCAGCACAACAGCCACGGCUGGCGGAAGAAGACGAGUUUGACUUUGACGACUCAGAGCUCGAUAUGGAGCAUGCAUAGCAGUGAUUUACUGUUGUCCUUACGUCUGGUUUUGAGUCGGCCCUGCCACGCUCUGACCGACUCGACCCUCGGAGUAAACGACAACACAGCUAUGUAUUUCGAUGUACAGAGACGAAUAGGACACGAAACUUUCUGGCAGAAGGGAAGGGGAGCAAGACGGAGGCGGGGAAGCCCCCACCA